Molecule: messenger RNA, 2501 nt
Organism: Grus americana (Whooping crane)
Lineage: Eukaryota; Metazoa; Chordata; Aves; Gruiformes; Gruidae
Gene: PIGL
Product: phosphatidylinositol glycan anchor biosynthesis class L
Exons: 9
Coding region: 1124-1981 (285 amino acids)
Biological process (GO): GPI anchor biosynthetic process
Cellular component (GO): endoplasmic reticulum
Molecular function (GO): N-acetylglucosaminylphosphatidylinositol deacetylase activity
Source: RefSeq, a predicted model, not a curated record
UCCAGGACCCGCUGGCCGGUGCGGCGGGGAAGGGUUCCCUCCCCCUCCCCGCUGAGGGGGCUCGGGGCGGGCGGCCGCCAUGAGGCGAGCGCGGGGCGCGGCGGCGCUGAGGCUGGCGGGUCCCCUCACGACCGGCAGCGGCUGCUGGUGGGCGCUGCUGAGGGGCCGGGCCCGGCCCGGCAGCUCUCCCGGUGAUGUUACUGAUCGGAGAGGUGGGAGCGCGGGAGAUCCGCAGCGCCUCCCUCUCCCCCGCCACAAUACGGGCGAAUCGAUAUAAUUUAUGAUAACUGAUAACGGGCCCCGAGGGGGGCGAGAGGGGCUCGGGGGGGGUGGCCCGCGGAGCCGGCAGACCGAGGCCGUGCCGAUGAAUGGGGCCUGUGGAGCCGCGGGUGCCCCAGAGCGGGGGGGCGGGAAGCCGUCCUGGGCCUCGAGCAUCGCCCGAAGGGCGCCCGGCUCCCCCCCCCCGCCCCGUGCCUUUCCCGCCCCCGGGCUGCGGCACCUCCGCCGGGGCCCCGCCAGCGUCCCGCGCUGUCACUAACGUCGUGCCUCUGCCUCUAGCGACGAAUGACUGCUGAAAAAUCCACACUUGGGAUAGCCAGCAGACUUGCAGAUAGCAGAAUGCGUCUGACGAUAAGCUCCUCUUGCCCCGCUUUUGAGGUUUCCCUUAACCCGCGUCUCUUCCACGGUAGCACAGCGCAGGGAUAAAAGGUACUACACGCUGAAAAGCUCGAUUUUUGUCACCAUUAGUUAUUAUUUCUUAACGUUCCAGCAGGGUCAGCUGGUGCGCUGCAGGGCCCGGGCAACGAAGGCUCUGCCCGCGGGAACGGCCCCUGUGCAAACCCCGCCCGCGAGGCCCCGCUCCCCGGCUGAGACCCUGCCAAGCCUGGCGAGGGCAGGGCGGCGGGAGGCCUCCCGGUGUGCCCCUCCUCCUUGGGCAGCCCUGGAGAAGCGGAGCCGGGGCACGUUUCCGCGGCAGCGGCCGAGCGGCCCCGCCCCGAGGCGGGGAAGAGGGGAGGAAUGGAGAGGGGGGGGACGGGGACGGACCCUUUCGUGUGCCGGAACCUUGCUGCCGACGCGCCCGUUUCCUGCCGGAGCCGCGCGGCGGGGCGCAGCGCCGGUCGCUAUGGCAGCGGGGCCGUGGGGCUGGGGGUCGGUGGUGCUGCCGCUCCUGCUCGCGCUGCCGCUCGCGCUGCUGCUCCUCGUUGGCGCGCGCCGCCUGCGGCGCCGUUACGCGGCCGACGGGGCUCGCGCCUCCCUGAGGGGACGGGCGGCGGCGCGGGCGAAUGGCGUCCGUGCGUUGCUGGUGACGGCGCACCCUGAUGACGAAGCGAUGUUCUUCGCCCCCACGGUGCUCGGCUUGGGCAGGGCCGGCGCCCGCGCCGCGGUGCUGUGCUGCUCCGCAGGAAACUACUACAAUCAAGGAGAGAUUCGUAAGAAAGAACUGGAACAGAGUUGUUUUCUUCUGGGGAUUCCUGCUUCUGAUGUAACAGUUGUUGAUCACAGGGAUCUUCCGGAUAAUCCUGCUGUUGAAUGGGACACACAGGUCCUUGCUGCCUUUGUGCUAAAGCAUAUAGAAGCCAAUAACAUCAACCUGGUGGUAACCUUUGAUGCAGGAGGAGUGAGUGGUCAUGCUAACCACAUUUCUCUUUAUGCUGCUUUAAGAGAGAUCUCCUCCAGAGCUGCCCCUGCCUUUCCCAGGCAUGAGAAGAACUCUUUGUACUUGCAUUCAGAGCGGAAGUUACCUGAAGGGUGCCAUGUGCUUGUGCUUGAAUCAGUAAAUCUCUUCCGGAAGUACAUCUCCAUCCUGGACGUACCCAUUUCCUGCCUCCUGCCCAGAGAUGCACUCUUCAUACUCACAGAGGAGGAGACUGAACGAGCCCGGAGCGCCAUGCGGUGUCAUCACAGCCAGCUCCUUUGGUUUCGCCACAUCUAUAUGCUUUUCUCACGUUAUAUGGUGAUCAAUUCACUCCGCCUUCUGUAAAAAAGACGUCGCUCACAACUUCAGGAGUAAAAGAAUGAGCAAAAAAAAGACCGUGCCAGGCCCGGGACUAAAGAAAACUCACCUGUUACAUGCUAAGAGGACAGGAUUCUCUUUGUGUAGCAUUCUUUCAGACUAUGGAAAACAGAUUGUAUGAACUUCCUCUGAAUAUCUUGUUGCCUUUGAUGAUACAUUGAUGACCAGGGUUUAACAGCUACUCUAUUUUCUCACUGUAGAAGCUUAAAUAGGGUAAGAAAUUUGGAUUAACCUAAUUAGGAGUCAAAAGCAGGAGUAUUCUGCAUUAGAGAAAAUAUGGCACAAACUAUUUUUUCCCAAGAGGAUAUAGCUGCGAGGACUGCUUGGCAACUAUCUCUUGGUGCUGUUGUAAAAUCCAGAUUUCAGGAGUAACUUUUCAAAGAUCAUGCUAUCUUCACAGAUACAACCAGAACAACAAGACCCAUCUUAUUCAGUCAGAACUUUAAAAAGCCAAAGCUUAUGAAUAAAACAUCAGAAAUCAUACGAA